Messenger RNA from Nannospalax galili (Upper Galilee mountains blind mole rat), 2758 nucleotides. RefSeq names its product translocation associated membrane protein 1 (gene Tram1). Lineage: Eukaryota; Metazoa; Chordata; Mammalia; Rodentia; Spalacidae. The record is from RefSeq and is a predicted model, not a curated record. The coding region runs from base 187 to 1311 and encodes 374 amino acids. Gene Ontology annotation, biological process: SRP-dependent cotranslational protein targeting to membrane, translocation; protein insertion into ER membrane. Gene Ontology annotation, cellular component: endoplasmic reticulum membrane. The transcript has 11 exons.
UUUUUUUUUCCGGGCGGCCCCGGCGGCUGCGUACUGGCUGUGGGAUGGGAAGUGAAGCCCCAGCGAGCUGCUGCGGCGGGGCGGUGAGGAGCAGCCAGCGGGAGGAGGCGGCGGCGAGUCGGUGAGCACCGGAGAGCGCGGAGCCGGGCAGAGGGAGCACCUGCAGCCAGCGGCGGCGGCCCCACCAUGGCGAUUCGCAAGAAGAGCAACAAGAGCCCGCCGCUGCUGAGCCACGAAUUCGUUGUGCAGAAUCACGCGGACAUCGUGUCCUGCUUGGCGAUGCUCUUCCUGCUGGGGCUCAUGUUCGAGAUAACAGCAAAAGCUGCCAUUAUUUUCGUGGCUCUUCAGUACAACGUUACCCACCCUGCAGCAGAAGAACAAGCUACUGAAUCAGCAUCCCUUUAUCACUAUGGCUUCAAAGAUUUGGCUACGGUUUUCUUCUACAUGCUAGUGGCGAUAAUUAUUCAUGCCAUAAUUCAAGAAUAUGUGUUGGAUAAAAUUAACAGACGAAUGCACUUCUCCAAAACGAAGCACAGCAAGUUUAAUGAAUCUGGACAGCUUAGUGCGUUCUACCUUUUUGCUUGUGUCUGGGGCACAUUCAUUCUCGUCUCUGAAAACUAUAUCUCAGAUCCAACUAUCUUGUGGAGGGCUUAUCCCCAUAACCUGAUGACAUUUCAAAUGAAGUUUUUCUACAUCUCACAGUUGGCUUACUGGCUCCAUGCUUUCCCUGAGCUCUACUUCCAGAAAACCAAAAAAGAAGAUAUUCCUCGUCAGCUUGUCUACAUUGGUCUUUACCUCUUUCACAUUGCUGGAGCUUAUCUUUUGAACUUGAAUCACCUGGGACUUGUUCUUCUGGUGCUGCAUUAUUUUGUUGAAUUUCUUUUCCACAUUUCUCGUCUGUUUUAUUUUAGUGAUGAAAAGUAUCAGAAAGGGUUUUCUCUCUGGGCAGUUCUUUUUGUUUUGGGAAGACUUCUGACCUUAAUUCUGUCAGUACUUACUGUUGGUUUUGGACUGGCAAGAGCAGAGAAUCAGAAGCUGGAUUUCACUACAGGAAACUUCAAUGUGUUGGCAGUUAGGAUUGCUGUUCUGGCGUCCAUUUGCAUUACCCAGGCCUUCAUGAUGUGGAAGUUCAUUAACUUCCAGCUUCGGAGGUGGAGGGAGCACUCUGCUUUUCAGGCUCCGCCAGUGAAGAAGAAACCAGUGGUGACCAAGGGGAGAUCUUCUAGAAAAGGGACAGAAAAUGGUGUUAAUGGAACAGUCACAUCAAAUGGAGCAGACUCUCCCCGUAAUAGGAAAGACAAAUCUUCAUAAUGAAUUACAAACUACGAUGUCCCCAAAGAAUCUUCUUUUUACUAUAUCUUUCAGCACUAGAGAUUUUUCUGUUCUUGAACCUGAGUUGAUGCUUUUUGAUUUCUGCUGUUGUACUGUUCCUGCAUCUUUAAAGGGCAUUUGAGGGGAAGGUAAUUACUAUGAGUGAGAAAGUAUUUUAGCUUUGACUAAGCUACCUGCCUUCAAAAUAGUUUAGGGACCACCACAUAUUUUAUUUUGCUUUUAUCUUUGAACAUUUUUCUAAUGGUUUUGGGGGAAAAAAAAAACAUUUACAAACACCCCCCCAGAACCAGUGAAGUUUUCUUGCUCUCGCCCAGUUUUUAUAUUGGCAGGUGACCUGUUCUAAGAAGGUCACAUUUUUUUAAGUUAUCUUUCAGGGUAAAAUGGAAAUACUAUAAAGUCAGAUGUCAAACUUUUAAUGUUUUCAGUGUUCUCAGUAAUUUUUAGAAAUUUUUUUGUAGUCUUUACACCUGGAAAAAAAAAUUUGUAAAAUCACCACAGUAAUUGUGUACUUUAUGUUAUAAGUAGUGGUUGUAGGUGUUACACCCCAUUAAAAAAGUACUAAUAGUGUGAAAAUUUAUUGCCAUAUAUUGGAUCAAAAUGUCUUACUAGCAUAAAAGUACUUAGGAAGUGAAGUCUUUUCUUGUGCAUUUUCCACAUUUAUAAACUGGCAGUCAGAAAAUGUUUACUGUGAGGAGGAAUAUCCAACUUACAUAGCCCUUUUUUAUAUGUUUAGUAAUAAUUCUUUAUGGGGCUUGUCAUAAGUUUGAUAUGCAUAGCAUGUUAAAGAAAUACCGUUUAACCUGCAAACCCUUUUAAGAAAUAAUGCCUAUUCAUUUAUAUCUAUAAAAAAGAUGUCAGGUAAUUAUAUUUGGAAAACCAAUGCACUAACUUUAAAGAAAUUGAAAAUUCAGGUGGAUAGUCUUGACAAAAGACAAUGCUUUAUGUUAUACUGUGGCUUUGGACCCAUCUUUAAUUGAGAAACAUUUAUCUGUAUAAAACAUAUUUUUGGAUAAAUAUAUAUAUAUAUAUUUGUAUCUACAGAAAGGCUCUGCAAAGCAUUUGAGUAAAACGCCUGGUUCCCUUUUCUAUUUUUACCCUUAGAACCCGUACAUUUGGUUUGUUUGUUGUCGUUGCAGUGCACACAGUGCUCCUUAGUGUCCAUGUUUUGUCCCCAUUUCUUCUGUCACCAGCUAAUGUGUUUGUGCCAUUUUGAAUACGAGAGUCUCAGACCUUCCUGGUCUGGCUCCAGCUGCCGUGCUGCUAGGAAGUUGUGCUUUCUCUUUCCAGCUGUUCACCUACUUCCUGGAAAGUAGUAGCUCUCUGUAGCAUUAUGAACUUUCAGUGGAACCAAAUUUUUGCCAUUAAAAACUGGCAUUACAUUGAACUAUACACUGAGAAAUCAAAAUAAAAAUUUUUACUUUCACAA